Meyerozyma guilliermondii ATCC 6260 is the source of this 1731-nucleotide messenger RNA. It is a transcript of the gene GNP1, whose product is annotated as amino acid transporter. The transcript has a single exon. The coding region runs from base 1 to 1731 and encodes 576 amino acids. Gene Ontology annotation, molecular function: amino acid transmembrane transporter activity. Gene Ontology annotation, cellular component: membrane. Gene Ontology annotation, biological process: amino acid transmembrane transport. The record is from RefSeq and is a predicted model, not a curated record. Lineage: Eukaryota; Fungi; Ascomycota; Pichiomycetes; Serinales; Debaryomycetaceae.
AUGUCAAAGUCAGGACCACUUGAACCUGUUACCAGUGAGAUAAAAACACCUCUGGGUGAUAUUACUGGAGAAAUCUCUCCAGACUAUAGCUCUGACUCGCUUUACAGCAAACCGAAAACCGAGUCAAAAUGGACCCGAUUUGUUGACUCUUUUAAGAGAAAACAAUCAGGGGAAGCAGAAGGUAAGCAACUUGCAAAGGGUAUUAGCAGAAGACACUUGACCCUCAUGGCACUUGUUACCGGUGUCGGUACUGGUUUGCUUGUUGGGUCAGGUAAGUCUCUUCAUAAUGCUGGUCCUUUGUUUUUGGUUGUGGGUUAUGCUAUUGUUGGUUCGUUCUUAUAUCCAACUUUACAAGCCGCCGGAGAAAUGGCUGUGAAUUAUUCCGAACUUUCUGGAGGUUACAAUAAUUAUCCAAGAAAAUUCAUCGAUGAGUCGAUUGCAUUUGCUGUAACUUGGAAUUACUGUAUCCAGUGGCUUUCCGUGAUUGCCCUUGAAUUGGUAACGGCUUCUAUUACCAUCAAGUACUGGAAUACAUCGAUCAACUCUGACGUUUGGGUCGCUAUUUUCUUUGUCCUUAUUGUCUUUAUCAACUUUGUGGGCGCCAAAGGUUAUGGUGAAGGAGAGUUUGUCUUUGGAUGUCUCAAGUUGUGUAUGAUUACUGGGUUCAUUAUCAUGGCCAUCGUGGUGGAUGUUGGUGGUGGUCCUCAGAAGAAGUAUAUCGGAGGAAAGUUUUGGCAUGAUCCCGGUUACUACACCAACUUUAAAGGGUUGUGCUCUGUGUUUGUUACCGGUGCUUUUUCCUUGGGUCAAUCGGAGUUUGUGGCUUUGUCUGCCGCUGAACAACCAAACCCAAGAGUUGCAAUUCCUGCCGCUUGUAAGUUAAUCUUCUGGAGAGUGUUAAUUUUGUUCUUGGGUUCCUUGACAAUGGUUGGUCUUUUGGUGCCUUACAAUUCAGACCAAUUGAUGGGUUCUCAGGGUGGUGGAUCCCAUGCAUCUCCAUUUGUUCUUGCUGCUGCUUUGCAUGGAGUUCACGUUGUUCCCCACAUCAUCAACGCUGUUAUUCUCUUUUCGGUUGUUUCCGUGGCAUCUUCAGCAUUGUACUCGUCUUCAAGAACCUUACAAUCGCUUUCAGAACAGGGGUUUGCUCCAAGUUACUUCAACUAUAUUGAUAGAGAAGGACGUCCCUUCAGAGCAUUGUGCAUCUGUACCUUUUUUGGACUCUUUUCCUUCAUUGCUGCUUACAAGAAGCAGGAGACAGUCUUCAAUUGGUUACUUGCAAUCUCUGGUUUGUCUCAAGUGUUCACCUGGACUGCCAUCUGUGUUUCCCAUAUUCGUUUCCGUUACGCUCUCAAAUACAAUGGCAUUUCCACGGACGCUUUGGGAUACAAGGCCAGCACCGGUGUCAUUGGCUCGGUGUACGCAACGGUUAUUCUCAUGUUGAUCUUGGUUGCUCAAUUCUGGAUUGCCUUGUAUCCAAUUGGUGCACCAAAACCAGAUGCCGAAAACUUUUUCCAAAACUAUUUGGGUGCCUGUGUCUUCAUUUUAUUUUACGUUGGACACAAGCUUUAUACCCGUAAAUGGAGGCUCUAUAUCAAAACUGAAGACAUUGACAUCAAUGCUGAUAGAACUAUUUUCGACCAAGAAUUGUUGAACCUUCAGAAACAAGAAGAGUCCGAAAGAUUCCAAAAAUAUUCCUUCCCAAGAAAGGUAUGGAAGGUUUUGUUUGCAUGA